ACUCCCACUCCUUACAGAAUAUCUGACAAUAAGCUUUCAGAAACUAUAGUCAACAAAGCGAGUUUUGCAGUCGUGAAUUGUGUAAAAACCUACGCAUUUUAUUUGAGCCUCACUUUUGAGUGGAUGCUAGGUGAUUGCUUAAACGCAGGACGCGCAGGCGGCUUUCACACAAAAAAUGGGGAUAAAAAACAUGGCAUAGCAGGACAGGAUUAGGCUAUAUUUCGAUAUUUUUUGUGCCAGGCUUCUGUUCUCAGGCUACAUAGUAAAUUUAAAGCCAUGGACUAUUAGUAGGCCUUCAGUUGAGGGUCCAAAUUGAAGGUUAUUUUCACCCUUUAUCAGGCGUAGUAUAUUAAACAACAGAUGUGUAUUGCGCGCCAUUUGCUUCAUUUGAUUGUGGUUGCUUCCGUGCGUCUUGAGCGACACCGUCAGUCCAACAAAUAAUAAUGCCCUAUUCAUUCACAAGUGUUUUGUCGGAAUAGGUGUGUUUAUUGAACCUACCCACGGUAGGUUCGUGUUAUUCAACUGGCCUAUCUGCAUAACUAGCUUAAUCUAAUUUCAGAGACCAUUGCUAUUGUCUCAAUACGUGGAAUGUUCGCCUGACCAGAACACGUGGUUUGCCAAGUAGCGUGAAGAUAUCCGGCUACUAGCUAGGUUGCAUUGAUAUGGAAUAUGCUCAAAGUCUCUCCCCGAAGGAGCUGGAUGUGGACACAAUGAGCAAGACACCCCCUAACAGAAGAGGAAUAACCUUUGAGGUGGGAGCAAUGCUGGAGGCCAGAGACGCCCUCAAAAACUGGUAUCCGGCCAACAUAGAGAAGAUUGACUAUGAUGACGAGAAGGUCCUGAUCCACUACCGUCAGUGGAGCCACCGCUAUGAUGAGUGGUUUGACUGGACCAGCCCCUACCUGAGACCUGUAGAGAGGAUCCAGCUGAGACGACAGGGACUGCUGGACGACUGUCCUAUCCCUGUAAGAGAUGGAUUUCAUGUGAAUGACAAGGUCCUCGCCAGUUGGUCUGAUUGCCGCUUCUACCCUGCCAAGGUCUUGGCAGUGAAUAAAGAUGCAUCUUACACCGUGAAGUUUUAUGAUGGCGUCGUCCAGACGGUAAAGGGGAUCCACGUGAAACCUUUUGUAAGAGAGAGAGGAGGAGGAAAGACUCGGUCCACUGAGAGGAACGGCGUGAAGAAACCCCAGAAUGGCAGAGACCGGAGGCCUCAGGAAUACGGCCCAAAAAAUAAAAGAACAAGACGCAGUACCUCUGACCAGGAGGGGGACAGUGACACAGAGGAUGGUGACAAUAAUGAUGAAGAUGAAUGGCAUGAGAGGGAGGUGGAGGAGAAGACAAAGAGGAAGGAUGGUGAGGGGGAUGUCACCAAAGAGACACCAUCCAUAGUUAAGCAGGAGGAGGAUACAGAGCAACAUGCAGGACAGAACAACCUCGGGGAUCACGUGGCAGCCACUGUGGGCCCGACUGAAGUAAAAAUGGAAGAAGACGGAGGACAGAGUGAGGAGAAGCCUACUCAUUUAAAUGAAGGGAUAAAGAAAGAAGAGGUGGAAAUGAAAACUGAGUACACAGUCCUGAGCUCACCUAAUGAAACUAAGCCAUCUACUGAGUCACCCAAUCAGAUGUCAACACAGACCGGGCCAGUGUCUGUCCCAUUACCCUCAGCUAUGUCCACCAUUGACAGAGUGGAGCAGAUGACAGAAAGCCAACCGGAUAGCGCCAAACCUGCACCACUGGCCCUCCCAGUGAAACCAAUAAGGAAGCAGGGUUUCCACAACCCCAACCGAUUUAGCAGAGAGCCAUUGUACAGAGUGAUCAAAAACCAGCCUCCCCCAGUCCUGUCCAUCAACUUGGACCACAACCCAUUUAAAUGCAGCGCUGUAGGCUGCACCAAGUCGUUCCGCAAGGCCAAACUGCUUCACUACCACAUGAAAUACUACCAUGGAGAGGAGCAGCAGCUAGAGGACGAUCUAAGCCCCACCAGGAGCGCCCAGACACGGGCCUCAGAGAAGCACCCCUCCCCUACCUUUCUGGAAAGUCCUAAGAGGAGACGCACCAUCUCCGCCUCAAUGCACUCCAAUGUGCACAGUCCUACUAGAACUCCCCCAUCUCCACGUAGUGAGGCCAAGACAAUGAACAGACGCACAUCAGCUCCACCUGCUGUCAACACCCAGCGCCAGCAGCAGAGGGCUCUACUAAGGGAGAAGAGCAAAGAGAACCAACUGGACAGAAAUGGACAGAGAUCAGUAGAGACGGAGACUACUGAGAGCAGUGUGGUGAAAGAACGAGAUCGGCUGAAGGAUAAGAAACAGAGGGAGUUCCUUCGUAUUAAUCUGAAGAAAAAGAAGAAGAAAAAGAAGGUCAAGUGUGAGUGCACAGGUAGUGAGGAGAAUAUUGACAUCUCAAUAUUCGCUCUUCAGUCCAAAUUGAAUUUGCCACUCAAAUUCCCCCUCUCACACAAUCACAAGCCUGAGUACUACCACUUCAGGCCCGGAUACAACCAGUCAGAGCAGAUGCACGUGGAUGAUGAGGAUAGCAUCAGUGAUUGGUCCACUGACAGUUGUGAGUGGAGUGAUGACGAGCUGGGGGCGGAGCUGGACAAUGCAACAACUCCCCUAAGUCUGGGCUCUGUUGCCUUGGAGACAGGCAGUCAGGAGGUUGUGCGUUGCGUCUGUGAGGCAGAAGAGGAAAACGACUUCAUGAUACAGUGUGAGGAGUGUCUGUGCUGGCAGCAUGGCACCUGCAUGGGCCUCCUGGAGGAGAACGUCCCGGACAAAUACGCCUGCUACGUCUGCAGAGACCCACCAGGUCAGAGGCAAAGCCUGCGCUACCGGUAUGACCGUGAUUGGCUGAGCAGUGGUCACAUGUAUGGUCUGUCCUUCCUGGAUGAGAACUACUCCCACCAGAAUGCCAAGAAGAUUGCAGCAACACACCAGCUACUAGGAGACGUACAGCGUGUGGUGGAGGUGCUCAAUGGCCUCCAGCUCAAAAUGAGCGUCCUACAGACCCAGACCCACCCAGACCUGCAGUUGUGGUGCCAGCCCUGGAAGAGAGCAGAGAGGCCCUGGAGGAGAGGUGGCUCGGGGACGGGCACCGACGCAGCACCCUCUCCUGCGCUAACAGACGAGGGUUCCGAGAAGGACCACAAGAGUCUCGCCCGUGGUGGCGCAGAAGCUCUGAUGUCAGCCGCCAUGGAGAAGCUUAGCCGAGCCUCCUCUUCCUCCUCCUCGUCUUCCUCCUCGCCCUAUCAGUCGUUCCAGGACUCGUACAUAAUGAGUGAGCAUUGCUACCAGAAGCCGCGGGCAUACUACCCUGCAGUGGAGCAGAGGCUGGUGGUGGAGACCACACGGAGGGGAUCUGAGCUGGAGGACAGCCUAAGAAGCACUGAGGACCUGCUGGAGAGAGAGCAGCGCUAUGGAGGCAUGCUGGAGACAGCCAGGCCCAAAGCCCCCACACAUCUGAACAUUCACACCAAGGGUUCAGAUGUUGGUCGGUGGGGCCAGGCCGAGGUGAAGCGAGAGGAGGGUGUUGGCUGCGGUGGGGGAGGGGACGUGGACGGCAGUGGCCAGCAGCACCAGUGGCAGAUCAACCUGCUGGAUCACAUAGAUGCUGUCCAGGACGAGGUCACACACAGGAUGGACUUCAUCGAGAGGGAGCUGGAUGUGUUGGAGAGCUGGCUGGACUACACAGGAGAGCUGGAGCCCCCGGAGCCCCUGGCCCGGCUGCCUCAGCUCAAACACCGCAUGAAGCUGCUGCUUACAGAGCUGGCCAAGGUGCAGCAGAUCGCUCUGUGCUGCUCCACAUGAGGGCGCAAGUGAGCAGUGUGACAUCCAUGUUCACAGCAUUCGGAGAGACAAUGAGGGGAUUUGAUUAAUGCCCCGGGCCAGCCCUGUGUGAACCAUGUCAGCAUUGUUUGCAUUCGUUUUGGAACUGGGCUGCCUCCCGGGCGUGAGCUAUGUGCCCCGUUUUGGCCGUCCACAAAGUCUGCUCCAAACUAAAGUGACGUAGGUUAAGCAUGUGGAGUAAUGAGCAGGGUUCUGUUUUCACAUGCAAAAGUGAUUGCUUUUGAGAAGGCUUUAUCUGCCUUCCCAAUGAAAACACAUUAUUCUUUUCCAUAAAAUAUGUUUCGGAAUGAUGCACCGCUGGGCACACACUGGUUGAUUCAAUGUUUCCAUGUCAUUUCAAUGAUAUGACGUUGAACCAAUGUGGAAUAGACGUUGAUUUGGCGUCUGUGCCCAGUGGGAGGCUGCCUUGUUGACAACAUGACCGAGUGGCGCAGAUCACUGUUCAAUUUGAGAAGGGCGCUCCUCCCUCACGGCUUUUACCCGUCACAGGCCAUAGCCCGGUGCACUUAAUUGAACUCCCUCAUUGCAGUUGAGAGCAGCACUAACUGGUCUAUCUAUGGCAUUGGGGGAUUGGACUGAGGAGAAUUUACCAGAUAAUUUAAUGCAAAUGCACUUAUUUUCAUUAUGCUGUAGACUGGUGGGCGCAUCUCACGGCAUGGGGUUGAAUGCUUGAGGAUGUCAGUUGGUCUUCCUCUUUAAGGCCUCAAGUCUGUACAGGGAAAACUCCACAGAAUGGAAGUGUACUGUAUCAUAGUCAAAGAUACAGAUGGUAAUGGAUGGAGUAAAUAUAAGGGGAACCAACAGGGACAGUUUAUGGUAGUAUGGGUUUGUUGGUGCAAACCUGCAUCAUAUUAAUGCCUUGGUCUGAGGUUCAGUUUGAAGCUUGCUGUCAAGUACUUACCAAAUUGUUGCGCUGCAAUGUGUAUUCAAAGACUUCACCUGAACUUCUGCUAGGCGCACUUUUAAUCUUCAUAAUGACAACUUUCAGUAACUGACUGAACUCUUUCCUUGGAGCCAUGUUCAGCAAACUGUUUUCCUUUCUGUAAAGUACUUAGUAUUUGAUUAUCUCCCAUUGCAUAAUUGUUAAGCUUAUGUUUGUUGAACAUGUGGACUGUUUUACGGAGCAUAGCCGUAAUAUUAGGGCUGGGACGAUACCAGUAUUUCAAUACUCAUUUAGUGCCGUGGCAAGGAAACAUAACACUGUGGAUUUAACUUACUUAGGAAAACAGCCAUAAUGUUAGAAACAAACAUCAUUCUGUUGUCAUCGAGUCACAUUUUAUUUAUAUUUCAAGCUAUAGCACACUAUUUUACAUGAAGCAGGUUUUUAAAGGAUCAACAAGUUUAGUCAGUUUUGUUUUCAUUUUUGCCAUGGGAAAUGUUUUGCGAUACCGGUAUUGUCACAGGCCUACUUCAUAAGAUUUUAAAUAGGGAGUGAAAAUACAAACUAUAUAUUCUUAUAUAAUGGCACUGUAGGUAGAUAAGUACUGUCUUUCUGAUUUUACGCAGUGAAUUAUAUUGCUACAGCUUAUACAGUUAGUGUCUGUUAUAGACACUGGAGGGACAGUAUCACACAUUUUGACAAGUGACAUUUCUGGAUUGAAAGAAUAUAUAUUAAUUGAAAUGUUUGGUUUCUUUCCAUUCUCAUUGUUUUCUUGUGGAUAUGCUCUAUCCUUUUCACUCGUGUCUCGAUGUCUUUGGUUGAAUUCCUGCCCGACUACAUUGCAGCUGUAUGCCAGAUCUUUGAAAGCGUGUAUAGAUAGGUAUUUAACAUUUUUAGUUAGCCACAUCAAAUGAUCUCGCAAUCAGGUGCCUGAUUCCACAGUCGAUGACUUAUAACAAAACCAUUGGUUGAUGCAAUGCAACACCUGCCCAUCUAGUUGGGUAGGAACUCGACCUUCAACUUUGCUUCACUAUAGCCUUUGACCUUUGGCUUGCUGCAAAUAAUUGUGGAGAUGUCUGCUAUGACCUCAGCAUUAUGUGCUCUGUUCUCAGUGAAAGACUUGUGACGGACCUAUACAUUUCUCUUGUAUUCUUUCACCUGUACUGUUUAUUUGCAAUAUUUUGUGUAAAUGCAUCUGAAUGUUAUUUUCUUGGGUUGAAUUUGUAUUGAUUAGUUAUUUUUAAACAGUCCUCCAAAAAUAACCUUACCUUACUCGUGUCAGCCAGGUUAAGAACCAAACGAGAUGUUGAAAGAAGUGCAACAGAUGCUGUUACAUAAAUAAACUACUAUCCCUCCCAUUGA
Oncorhynchus kisutch (coho salmon) is the source of this 6087-nucleotide messenger RNA. RefSeq names its product PHD finger protein 20. The coding region runs from base 663 to 3806 and encodes 1047 amino acids. Gene Ontology annotation, biological process: regulation of transcription by RNA polymerase II. The transcript is spliced from 17 exons. The record is from RefSeq and is a predicted model, not a curated record. Gene Ontology annotation, cellular component: NSL complex; nucleus; MLL1 complex. NCBI's taxonomy places the organism in Eukaryota, Metazoa, Chordata, Actinopteri, Salmoniformes, Salmonidae.